AUGUUAUCUUAUAUUGAAUUUCUUUACGUUUUCUCAUUUGUUUGUACAUUAAUUUUCUCGCUUAAUGUUUUUGCUUCUGACUGUGAUCCUUCUAUUACUUAUCCACCUUUAAAUCGACCUGGUCCAUCGUAUACUGUUCCACGUUCAAAUUUAUCCAACUAUUUAAAAUGUUAUAAAGGUGAAAAUCAUCGAAAACGAUGGAUUUUAUUUGUUCCAGGCUCAACAGAAGAAGUAAAAGAAUUGUACAGUUGGAAUUGGAUGCGAAUAAUGGAUAAAAAACGAUGGUCUUAUUGUACAGUACAAUUACCAGAAAAAGGUUUAGGCGAUUUACAAGUGGCUGCAGAAUAUAUUGUAUUUGCGAUUAGAAAAAUGUACAAAAAGACAACUAGAGAAAAAGAAAAGGGUAUUCGUAAUAAAACGAAGAUUAAUAUAAUCGGUCAUUCUCUUGGUGGUACUCUUCCUCGUUUUGCAUUUCGGUUUUGGCCCGAUAUUCGACUUAUGGUAAAUCAUUUGAUUGCCUUUGGACCAACAAAUCAUGGAACAAUUAUGGCUGAUAAAGCGUGUAGUCUACUUCAUUGUCCUAUUGCUGUUACUCAACAAAGAAUCAAUUCUUCAUUUCUUUGUGCACUUAAUUCAUAUCAAGAAACAUUUUCUUCAAUCAAAUACACAAAUAUUUUAUCGAAAUUUGAUGAAAUUGUUCGACCAUUGAAUGGUAGCGAAAUAAAUGAAAAAAAUGUAACAAAUAUUUAUAUUCAAGAUCUUUGCCCAUUUCGAGUAUUUGCUGAACAUCUUGGUGCAGGAAUUUAUGAUUAUUGUGGUUAUAUUUUAACAAUGAAUGCAUUACGUUCUCGAUCAUUAAAUAAUAUAUCAGCAGAAAAAUGUUGUUCGAAGACAUUAAUGCCUGGUAUAAAUAUAUCGAAGACAGAAUUUCUUUCUAAAGUUGCUUAUUCAGCUGAAGAACAUGCACGACAUUUGCUUAUCAAUUUUGGUGAAGUAAAUGAAGAACCAGAACUUAGAUGUCCAUUUCGAACUGAUUGUAUUAUAGGAAGAAGAAAAGUAAAAAGAACAAAACUACGAUAA
This is a messenger RNA of Rotaria sp. Silwood1, 1080 nucleotides long. The record is from the annotation of a GenBank genome assembly. NCBI's taxonomy places the organism in Eukaryota, Metazoa, Rotifera, Eurotatoria, Philodinida, Philodinidae.